GUGAAUUCGGCUGGGCCCACACGCUGGCGAUUGGAGCUUGGCGCCCAAGGUGAGCUGCCAGCGCUGCCGGGAGACCGAGACGGUGUGCUGAGGAUUGCGUGUGGCGACGCCGUCUUGGCAGUUUUGGCCGCUGGCAGCGUCCCGACGCUGCAGGGCCCCCCGCGGCUGGUGGUCCGUGACGAGCUCGGGGAAGAACUUGUCUUGGAAGGUGAUGACAGAGGACCGACUGCAGACUGGGUUGCGGAGUGGCUCCCGGAGAGGCCCGGUCCAUACGAAGUUUUUGUGCUCUACCCCGGUGUCGGGGAGAACGAGGAGAUGCUUGAUGUAGCUGCCCCGACCUGGCAACUUGUGGCAGCUUGGACUGGUAGGCGGCUAAACGCCCAGUUCAGGGUGGGCGGUGAAGCUGGAAGAGGUCAGUUUGUGUUCUGGCAAGAGCCAGCCUUUACUUUCCUUCGCAGCCAAGUUGACGUGGCGUCAAGGGGCAGCACCUCCCGUGUCGCUCUGUCGCCAGACCGAAGCAUGGGUGUUGUGAUUUCAGACGUUUUUCUCGAAGAGGAGCGAGUCGUCCAGCUUACCGUCCUCUCGCGACUCGCCGGUCCUAUCGAGCGCUGGCCGGAGACACUGGCCCCGCAGCACGACGAGCUGUACUCGCACAUCCUGCGGCGACGUGGGGGCUUGCAAGCGAAGGCCUCGGCAGAGGUGCAGCAGAGCGCUGGCGCCGCAAUCCGCUUCCCUUACACCGAGGGCGGGUUGAGAAGCAGCCGAGCAGCUGUCUACUGGGCGUGGCUCCAGCUGGCCAUUGGCCAGAGGCUUGCAGCUGCCGCCACCGCCUCCAACAUUUCCGUUUCCGAUGUUCUUUCGGAUCCCAGUGCUGCAGGCAUCAUCCGCUUUGCUGAGAAGCUGGGGAGACCUCUCAGCGCCCAACUUUGA
Molecule: messenger RNA, 930 nt
Organism: Symbiodinium necroappetens
Lineage: Eukaryota; Dinophyceae; Suessiales; Symbiodiniaceae
Source: the annotation of a GenBank genome assembly